UAUUUCAACUUAGUUCUUAUGUUGAUGUGACACAAUAACCAAUGUUUAAUCGCCUUUACAUUAUUCUCAAAUAAAUAUGUUUUGAUGCAUUUACAAUUUUCAUAUCGAAUUCGAUUAUGCUAAGAAAAAUCCUCUAGUUGUGAAGUGUACAGAUACAAACACUGGAUUCCAACAAAACUGCUGUUUUUUUUUUAAAUAAGUUGGUAUGAUAAUAUGCCAUAUCCACAGACUAACAAUUUCAAGGUGGUCUUUCCUUCCAGCCAGCGAUGGCGUUUUUCCGUUGUGACCACGACAGUGCCCACCGCCCAAUAUUUAACUGGUUACAUUGGGGCGUUGCCUUUGUGGUGCAAUUUAUUUCAGGUUUCAACAUUAGCUUUGGAUUUCACCUGAACAAAGUGAACAUGCCUGUUAAUGAUGCCCUGUUCGUCAUGUAUAUGUACACGGGAACCUUCGUUAGCAUGUAUAUCGUUUUCGAGAUCACCAAGUGUGUAAUGAAGCGAAACGCGGCACGAUUGAGCAAUGAAACAGAUGAGUUUGCAGCUAAUAUUAGCUUAACCGAUGAGGAGGAAGCCGGUACUCCAAAUUUUACCUGUUUCAAGAUCAUCUUCGGAGUUCACAUUGUUGCAAUGCUCUCCUAUGGUACAACGUUGAUUGUGUAUCUGCUAGACGGGUAAAGUGAUAUUGCCGUCGAGAACCUAAGUAAGACUUUAAUUGUGUGUCUGCUGACCGAGUAAAGUUAUACCAUUGUCUAAGACAUUUAUUUUGUAAGACUUUUCUAAAGUGACCACUCCGGCUCACAUGUAGAACAUUUUUACUGGGAGUUUGAUAACUGGGUAACUUGAUAUUUACAACGAGCUCUUGCGUAAAACUUUUGAUAAUUGUCUGCUGAACAGGUAAACAGAACUUACACUCAGGAAUAAAUGUCUGCUGUUUGAAACAAAAGCUCUCAAGAUCUCCUACUGGAUCACUGGAUCAACUGAUAUUGUUCUAGAUAUAGAACGAACUCUAAAUCAAUGUUUUAUAUAUAACUUUUCACUUGGUGGUGUGAUAAAAUCCUCCAAAUGCAUAGUGAUUUCAUUUCGAUUUUGAUUUAUCACAAUAGCGAAAUCAUUAAAAUGUCCGAUGUUUGGCUUCCGAUCAAGGUUUGUUUUGGACUAGCACAAUGCUUUAAAGUUAUGAAAUAAUAUAAAGUGUAUGGUCUUAUGUAUCUAUCAAAUAUUUCGUUUGUCUAUUUUCAUGUUCCUAACGACUUUGUUAUAAAGAAAUUGAUGCUUUUGUGAAACUAUGAACGUGUGAACUAUUCUACCUCGGUAAGCCGUGCCAAAAUUAAUACAUAAAGGUUUAUUGCAAAAAUAAAUCGUAAAUAAUAAAAGAUGAGUCCGUGUACUUAUCUGUGACAAGAUACUAUAACUUCCCGAUUCAGGUCUGACGUUGAUUUUUGGUUUUGUGUGAUAGGCUAGUAAUUCAUCAUUAUCAUUAUACUGAGAUAAAUCAUAAUACCAUCACUGUAAUGGGGCAAACUGUAAUAGAUUACUAGGAUUUCUCAAAACCGGCCAUGCGUAGGAAUUAAACAUAUGAAUGGUUUUAGAAGGUUUCGGUUUGGAGAAGUGAAUGUAGUUGACCAAGACCCCUGUAUGAAGCCAGGGUAAAAUUAAUGUUUUAUUCAAGUCCUUUUUCGAUGUAAGACUACAACGACUUUGUAUGUUCAUGAAACAAGUUUCUUUUGUCAAAAAUAGUCAGAAUUCUUAACUUAAAAUGGAAGUUCGGAUUAUAAAUAUCAGAGAACAGUAUACAGUUAUACUCGACAAAUAAUGGGAAUACGAAAAAAAGUUUGUGUGCGACUUGUAACUAAUAUCAUGAUAAGUUGUCAUAAAAGUCAAAGCAGAAUGGCCAGUGGUCUGGUGUUUUGAGUUUUUAUAUUAUCAAAAGGGAUUUUAUUGUUAGAUAAAUAGAAAAUUUCAUUAAAAAGACUAUUUAACCUAUGAAACAUUUGGAAUCGACGUUGUAAGAUUUUGAUAUAUUUUCUUUGCUUCUUACAAAAUAUGAUUUGUUUGAUUUUUACAUUUUAAUUUCUUUGAACUUUUGUUUUUUUGUGAGUAUGUGAGUAUAACUGUGACAGAAGUGUAAAAUUCUAAUUAUAUAAAACUUGCAUACAAGCAUACAUAUUGAAUAUGAGGUGAGAGCAAAUAUACAUAUCCCUUGAACGGGGAAAAAAUACAAUAAAAAGUAUUCAAAUUCC
Messenger RNA from Mizuhopecten yessoensis (Yesso scallop), 2239 nucleotides. RefSeq lists its product as uncharacterized. The coding region runs from base 267 to 674 and encodes 135 amino acids. The record is from RefSeq and is a predicted model, not a curated record. The transcript is spliced from 4 exons. Lineage: Eukaryota; Metazoa; Mollusca; Bivalvia; Pectinida; Pectinidae.